AAAUUCAACAAAUUAAAGUACUAAUUGCUUGAAUAUCCAGCGUAUUCACCAGAUUUUCCCGCAUCCAGAGUAUUCUCCAGACAUGGCACCGUGGGAUUACCAUCUCUUCCGGUCGAUGCAACACGCACUUACGGACAUACACUUCUCCAGUUACAAUAAAGUCCAAAAAUGGGUGGAUGAAGACCCGCGUUUUACAGUCGUGGGAUUGCCCUGUUGCCGGAGAAAUGAGAAAAAGUAGUAGAAAAUGAAGGAAAUUACUUUGCUUAAGGUUCAUUCAUCUUCCCUUCGAAACAAAUCAAUUUUGCAGACGAAAAACGGCACCAAUUAUGGCCGCUGCUGACCAAUUACUCGUGAUUCACCGUAAUAUAUGCAAGGCGACCUUCUACACGAAGGUGUUGAUCGAGCCUCAAUACCGCAUCCGCGGCAGUUUUGCGUUGACUGACUUCGAGAAUGAAAAUCGCUUAACGGAAGAGUGUGCAGAUAUGAACACGAACGCAGCAUUGUCGGCAAUUUUGCCGUUGCUUGUUUUACUACCGUCAUCGUCUGCACGCUUUGAUUAUCCUGUUGAAGUAGAUUGCGGCAAAUAUACGAAACACGACGGAAAGGUAAUCGUAAAUGGAGUCGAGGUUAAAUCGGAGGUGUCCCCUUGGCAUGUCCUUAUCUAUUUUAAAGAAAAGAACAUGACAUACAUUCAGAUAUGCAGUGGUUCUCUCAUCAACGACAAUUUCGUCAUCUCAGUGCAUCAGUGCUUCUACGACGAGGAUUCAAAAAGUGCUAAGGACGCAUCGAAUCUCGUUGUGGCAGCCGGCAAACGUUAUCGCGCCUGGGAUGCCGACGAGCAAUACAGUCAGAAAUCGUUGGUGGAAAGUAUCGUAGUGAGUGAUAUCUUCUCGGACAUAGCUCUAUUAAAGCUAAAAACGCCGCUUGAACUAAACAUGUUGGUGCGUCCCAUUUGCAUCCAUUGGGAAAACGAUGUUGGAGAUAUGGUGCUGCAACGGGGACUUGGCAAGAUGGUUGUAUGGAAUAAAAACAUCAACGACCAACAUAACCAGACUAUGUACGAAGUUGAUAUGAUGUACAUGUCGAGAAGGCAAUGUGUGGCUAAGAGCCCUGUAGAUCUUAGCCAAUUUACAAAAUUUGGCAUAAGAUGGGAUAGGUACUGCGCACGCCGUUUGAACGAUUCAAACGUCUGCAAUGAAGAUGGCGGUAGCGGCCUAUAUGAACAGAUAGGAGAAGAUUGGUAUCUUCAUGGUGUCGUCCAAAUGAGUGACAAAUACGGGAAUAUCGAUCGUUGCGCUUACAAUAACUCAUUUGUUGGAUUUUCUAUCAUCGGUCACUCCGUCCAUCACAUGGUUAGGGAUCUUAAGGGAACGUAUACGUAAACGUGUAGAAGGACAUCGGUUGUUCGAUGCAUGAAAUAUGUAGCCGGUAUCGCAUCAAGUUUACAAUUAUGCGGGAUAAAUGGAUGUGAUGUAUGAAUGACAUACAUUAACAGUGACAAAAGCCUAAGAAGCAACCAUUGUAUUGAGUCUUUCUCUACAUACUCCGGCAAUGUGGAGAUGGAGAGAGGCGCUCAAAUGCGAAAUAAGAAUCGAAGAGAAUGCAGACCGGUUUCUUUUUUCCACUUGAUAUUUAAGUAUUGCUAAAAGAUAAUCAACAUGUCAAAGCCACUUUUAAUAAAUUUCUCUUACCUCAU
Messenger RNA from Harpegnathos saltator (Jerdon's jumping ant), 1696 nucleotides. Its product is annotated as modular serine protease-like. Bases 327 to 1382 code for a protein of 351 amino acids. Gene Ontology annotation, molecular function: serine-type endopeptidase activity. The record is from RefSeq and is a predicted model, not a curated record. The transcript is spliced from 6 exons. Lineage: Eukaryota; Metazoa; Arthropoda; Insecta; Hymenoptera; Formicidae. Gene Ontology annotation, biological process: proteolysis.